AUGUUUGUCGUAGAAUAUUGCCAGGAUAGAAGUUGUUCUCUGUUGAAUAUACUAGAGGAAUAUAGAUAUUUAUUUUCAAUAGAUAUUGCGAAUUUUCAAUGUAUUUCUUGAUGAACAUAUCCAUUUCUUAAUGUUAAUGAUAUAUCUGAGAAUGUUUAUAGAUAUUUUGUUUCAUUCUUAUAGAUUAUGGCACUUUCGACUUCGUUAUAGUAGGAGGUGGAGUAGCUGGCACACUUUUGGCUAACAGACUUUCAGAAAUAGCCGAUUGGAAAAUUCUCCUACUCGAAGCGGGUGGACCAGAAACUGAUUUCUCUGAUAUUCCUGGAAUGAGCGCAUAUCUGAUGUUCACAGAUAUGAAUUGGGGUUACUAUGGUGAACCACAAACACAGGCUUGCCUUGGAAUGAUAAAUACUUCUUGUUCUGCUCCUAGAGGCAAGGUGCUUGGAGGAACCAGUGUGAUAAAUGGAAAGAUGUUCGUAAGAGGUAACGAAGAGGAUUUCAACUUAUGGGAGACGAUGGGAAACGCUGGCUGGUCUUAUGAUGAUAUUCUUCAAUAUUUCAUCAAAUAUGAGAAUUAUCAUAUAUUCAAUGCUGAUCCUCUUUAUCAUGGGACAACCGGUCCAUUGGAUGUUGGUUAUACAGAACCCACUAUUAUAACGGACACUUAUAUAAAUGCGAUGAGAGAGUUGGGAUAUCCAUGGGUGGAUUUCAAUGGAAAAAAUCAAAUUGGAUCAUCACAGGUUGUAUUGACGAUCAAAGGAAAUAAAGUGUCAACAGGAGGAAGAGCAUUCAUCGAUCCAAUUAUUAGUAGACCAAAUCUAAAUGUAACCCUCAAUGCCUUUGUGAUUAAAGUGAUGAUUACCAAUGGCACAAAAAGGGCGCAUGGUGUACGAUUCAUCAAAGACGGUGAGAUAUAUGAAGUGGGAGCCUCAAGGGAAGUAGUUCUUUCUGCUGGAACUUAUAAUAGCCCGCAGUUGUUGAUGUUAUCAGGCAUAGGACCAAGAUCGGAACUGACGAGACAUAAUAUAAGUCUGAUUGAAGAUCUUCCUGUUGGAAGUUACCUCCAGGAUCAUCCUUUGUUCAUUGGGCUGGUUUUCAAAACCAACCAAAGCUUAUUCAAUGAAUCAUUCGAUGAAAUGAUGUUGGGAUAUUUGAAUUCUCAACGACCAUUCACAACCAGUUUUAAUCUCGACUCUAUGGGUUUCUUGAAUGUGAACGAUAGUAAGAACACUGUUCCAGAUAUUCAACAUAUGGUAAUGGGAUCCCCAGGUUUCAAUUUACUCAUUGAUAAAAUCCGGAAUCUGAAUGAUGAAACGAUAGCUGCUUAUAUUAAAGAUUAUAAUCCAAACACAGAUCUUAUCAUGAUGACAGCCCUGCUUCAUCCAAAAUCCAAAGGAUCAGUCACUCUGAGAUCAAAUAACCCCCGUGAUUUUCCGAUCAUAAAUCCCAAUUAUUUAUCCGAUCGACAAGGAUCCGAUAUAGAUACAUUAUAUAAUGGAAUAAAACACACACUGAAGUUACUUGACACCAAAGCAUUCAUGUCAAUCAAUGCUUCACUUAUCUCUGUAGUAGCUGGAUGUGACCAAUAUCCCCAGUUCUCCAGAGACUACUGGUAUUGUGCUAUCAGACAUCUGACAACGACUGGUUAUCAUCCAGUAGGAACAACAAGAAUGGGACAUUCUAGACACAAUUCAGUGGUUACUAAUGAACUGAUGGUUCAUGGAAUGGAAAAUCUCAGGGUGGUUGAUGCUGGUGUCAUGCCAGAAAUUAUUUCUGGAAAUAUCAUGGCGGCCACAUACAUGAUAGCCGAAAAGAUAGCAGAUGAUAUUAAACGUCAUUUUCGUCAAUUUCAAUGA
Phaedon cochleariae (mustard beetle) is the source of this 1856-nucleotide messenger RNA. The record is from the annotation of a GenBank genome assembly. Lineage: Eukaryota; Metazoa; Arthropoda; Insecta; Coleoptera; Chrysomelidae.